Messenger RNA from Calliphora vicina (urban bluebottle blowfly), 1074 nucleotides. RefSeq names its product alpha-tocopherol transfer protein-like. Bases 1 to 1074 code for a protein of 357 amino acids. Gene Ontology annotation, cellular component: membrane. Gene Ontology annotation, molecular function: phosphatidylinositol bisphosphate binding. The record is from RefSeq and is a predicted model, not a curated record. NCBI's taxonomy places the organism in Eukaryota, Metazoa, Arthropoda, Insecta, Diptera, Calliphoridae. The transcript has 5 exons.
AUGGAAAAUAAUCGUAAAACGUCUCCUGAAAUAAAAUGUGGUGAUUUGAUUUUAAAAUUAGACUUGGGAAAACCUAGUGAAACAGCACAAAAAAAGGCUUUAAAGGAAUUAAGAGAAACGUCAGAAAAUAUUCAAAAAGGCAUAUACGAAUUGAAAAGAUUAUUACAAGCUGAAACUGAUUUAAUUAUACCCCAGGAUAAUGAAGAGUGGUUAAUAAAAUAUUUGAGACCUUGUAAAUUUUAUCCAGAAAGUGCCAGAGAUUUGGUCAGACGUCAUUACAAUUUACGACACAAAUACAAGGAAAUAACAAAUGUCUUGAAGCCCUUUAAAUUGAAACAGGUAUUUGAUGCAAAUAUGGUAACCAUAUUACCCCAGCGUGAUCAACAUGGUCGGCGCAUUAUAAUGUCAUUAAUGGGAAAACAAUGUGAUUACAAUAUCCUGCCAUAUGAUAUCAUGUAUGCCGCCGGUACUUUAUGCACUGAUCUCCUUCAAUUGGAACCGGAAACUCAAAUAAAUGGUGUAGUCUAUAUAGUGGAUUUACAGGGUUUAUCAUUUAGUCAGGCUCUACAACACACACCGUAUAGGAAUAAACGAGUUCUGGACUAUAUACAAAAUAAUAUACCUCUAAGAGUCAAGGGAUUCCAUGUAGUCAAUCAACCGAAAAUCUUUGAACCCAUUUUUGCUGCCAUUAAACUAUUUUUCAACUCGAAAUAUGCCGAACGUAUACAGUUACAUGGCUCGAAUUAUAAGUCGCUGCAUCGUUAUGUAUCGGCCGAAUGUCUGCCGCAAUGCUAUGGCGGCACAAUGAAAACGGAAUUGAUGUAUGGUCGUGAAACCUACCAGUUGCUGUCACAUUUUGAAGAAUAUUUUGAAGACAUUAAGCAUUGGUCUAAUGGCAGUUUUAAGUAUCAGAUCAAGACGACCACACCAUCGUCGCAGAAUGUGUUCAAGAAAAUGUCUGAAAUGGAAACUGAAAUUGAUACGACGGAAAAUCAAAUUCCUGCUGACACUGAUGGGUUUCCAGAGCACGCGACAAAAUAUAUUUCAACCACAAAGAACGUAUUAAGGAUGUGA